AUGGAUGAUCAUGAACUUCAGGUCGGUGAUGAAAUUCCACUCACACUUAGCCAAGCUAUCCAGAAUUCCAAAAUCGGGGUCAUCAUUUUCUCGAAAAAUUAUGCUUCAUCUACAUGGUGUCUGAAUGAACUGGUGGAAAUUCUUGAAUGCAAGAAAAGAAAUAAGCUGAGUGUCAUCAUUCCAAUCUUUUAUGAGAUAGAUCCAUCGGAUGUACGACAACAGAAGAGGAGUUAUGGAGUUGCAUUUGCUGAACUUGAAGAACGUUUUAAACACAGAGUGGAGAAGGUGCUUCAAUGGAGGGUUGCAUUGACAGAUGCGUCUAAUAUAACUGGAUUGAAUUCGACGAAAUCCAGAAAAGAGGUAGAUGCAGAUUUUUAA
Ziziphus jujuba (common jujube) is the source of this 378-nucleotide messenger RNA. RefSeq names its product TMV resistance protein N-like. The record is from RefSeq and is a predicted model, not a curated record. Bases 1 to 378 code for a protein of 125 amino acids. The transcript is spliced from 2 exons. Gene Ontology annotation, biological process: signal transduction. Lineage: Eukaryota; Viridiplantae; Streptophyta; Magnoliopsida; Rosales; Rhamnaceae.